GUUGGCAGUAAGGAGCAUAGCUGGCUUUCUAAUUCUGGCCCACAUUUUUUAGGGGACUAAAGAAAUUUUUAGAAAUUUACUGGCAAGUGUGAUGUGUUUUUAUUAAUCUUAACUUUUAGUGUAAGCCACCUAUUUCACCUACAUUCCUCUGAACCCUGAACGCUUGACUCUUCGUCUCCACACAGACUGCUUUGGAAUCAUGAGAGAUGAAAUUGCAACGGCAGUUUUUUUUGUCACAAGAUUGGUGAAAAAACAUGAGAAAUUGAGUGCACAACAGAUAGAAGCCUUUGCGCUAAAGCUGAUGACCAUCUUGUUUGAAAAGUACAGAGGUCAUUGGCACCCUGACUGUCCUUCUAAGGGACAGGCUUUCAGGUGUAUCAGGAUAAACAACAAUGAGAAUAAAGACCCUAUAUUAGAAAGGGCUUGUUUUGAGAGUAAUGUGAAUUUUUUUCACCUGGGACUUCCAAAGGAGAUGACCAUAUGGGUCGAUCCCUUUGAGGUGUGCUGUAGGUACGGUGAGAAAAAACAUCCCUUUACCAUUGCUUCUUUUAAAGGCAGAUGGGAGAACUGGGAGCUAGCUCAGCACAUCAGCUACGCAGUCAGCAGGGCCACUGCUGAUUGCUCCUCUGGAACGUCUUCUGAUGAAGAAAGCUGUGGCAGGCAGCCCCAAGUCAUUCCCAAAGUCAACAAUCCCAACAGCAUCUACCAGGUGGAAACCUUCAAACAGUCCUUCCAGCCGUGGUUGUGCCUCCCUCGUAGAAAGCAUUUGGCAGAUGGUCGUGGGGGUGUCUCGGGGGCUGCUUACCACCCAGUGCCCCAAAACCCUAAAUGGUGCCGGCCUGCUGGGCGCCGGGUGGACAGGUACCACUGGGUCAACACACAAUUGUUCAGUGGCCAGGCAGCUCCGUGCAAGCUUGAAGGAGAGGCCUUGUCUUCCCUAAAGCAAAAAUGAGGCCAAAGCCAAGAAAUCCCCCACUAGAAGGAAGAACUCUCUCAAGGAUGGGAGUGCACACAGAUCACCGCUCGACUUUUAGCUAUACUUUUAAUUCUUAUUUAACUUUAUAUAAAUUUUUAUGUAACACUAGUGAAUAUAUGUGUGUCUUGUAAAGUGAUUGAAUGGAGAUAUUGCCUGU
Molecule: messenger RNA, 1133 nt
Organism: Chionomys nivalis (European snow vole)
Lineage: Eukaryota; Metazoa; Chordata; Mammalia; Rodentia; Cricetidae
Gene: Btg4
Product: BTG anti-proliferation factor 4
Exons: 5
Coding region: 200-952 (250 amino acids)
Biological process (GO): negative regulation of mitotic cell cycle; negative regulation of cell population proliferation
Cellular component (GO): cytoplasm; nucleus
Source: RefSeq, a predicted model, not a curated record